Molecule: messenger RNA, 2493 nt
Organism: Plectropomus leopardus (leopard coralgrouper)
Lineage: Eukaryota; Metazoa; Chordata; Actinopteri; Perciformes; Serranidae
Gene: lmo4la
Product: LIM domain only 4-like a
Source: RefSeq, a predicted model, not a curated record
GCGUGGACAUUACAGCUGCUGAGAAGUUCUCUGGUCUCUCUGUAACAUCUGGCUCUUUGCUGCGCUCCAGCUGAAGGCGAGAGAGGCUGCCUUCACUUUCUCAGACUGACAGACAUCGACUGUUCAACCCGACGAGCUUCAGCUCCUCAGCAGUAAGGUUGCUAUGGUGAACAGCAGGGUGGAGGCGCCCACGGUGGCAGUGAUGGGCGGUGGCGGGGGGACAGCGGGCAGGUUGUGCGCAGGAUGUGGAGGUCGAAUCGCAGACCGCUUCCUACUCUUUUCCAUGGAGCGGUACUGGCACACGCGAUGCCUCAAGUGCUCAUGCUGCCACGCUCAGCUGGGCGAGUACAGCAGCACCUGCUACAGCAAAGGAGGCAUGAUCCUCUGCAAGAAUGACUACAUCAGGCUGUUUGGACACAGUGGGGCCUGCAGUGCUUGUGGACAGUCUAUACCUGCUAGUGAGAUGGUGAUGCGAGCACAAGGCAACGUGUACCACCUGAAGUGUUUUACGUGUGCGACCUGUAGGAACCGCCUGGUGCCUGGCGAUCGCUUUCACUACAUCAACGGGACGAUCUUCUGUGAACAUGACCGGCCGGGAGGAGGUCUGCUCAGUGGUCAUCCAACUCCACUGCAGGCCAACAGCAUGAUGCCCGACCAGAAGGUGUGUUGAAGAAGAGGAUGGAAAACCAAAUGUGUGCCUUCUCCCCCACCUUUCUCCUCUGUCCCUCCUUCACCCUCCCCCUUGACCUGUAAAUCCUGCCAUUGGUUAACCCCCCUGCAGUCUGAUGGACUGUCCCUCCACAGUCUGGAUAAAGCCAUUACUGCUCCUCCUUUAGAUUCCAACAUCCCAACACAAACUGGCCUCUCUGAGUGGUCCGUGAGGAGAGAAAUCUGGACAAGUGCAGUGCUCUGAUGGAGGGCUGAGGAUGCUGAGGAUGGCUGGAACUGAUUUAUACAAUAGACUUUUGUCUAUUGUGAACUGUGGCAAUAUUACAGCAAGAAGUGGCUAUUGGGGGAAAAAUAGACUGUGGGGGAAUUCUCCAAUUCGUGUGAUUCCAACAGAAUCAUUCAUCGUCUUUACCCGGCUAUCGAGUAACAGUGGACAUUGAACACUAAAGAUAGACUGACCACAAUGUGAUUCCUGCAGGAGCUGAAACAUACUUCCAAAAUUACAAAGACACAUACAUACUGUAGUUCAACCUUUUCUUUGGUUUAUAGAAAAAAUGUAUGGAUCUCCUGAGUAAGUCUCUUGUAUUCAAUAAACAUGUUAGUGUCUUGAUUGUCCCAUUGCAGUAAUAAAGGGCCAUAUCAGAGUUUUCUUCCUGUUCUAGCCCAAUAACUGCAAAUUGUGUGCACCAUAAAUUCUCAAAUAGUGGCCCGGGCCUUUAUUCAUGAGAAAGAACCAAGUCUUUGUUAGACACAGGCUUUUAUUUUUAAAUUUGCCCUCUUCCCCAGUUAAUGCAAAUGCAGCAUCUCUGCCAUGUUAACCCUUUAGCAUGUUAAAUUAAAUGUCCAUAUCCACUGGACACAGUGCAUUAGUACAGCAUGAGUCAUGUCAGGCCCUCAAGUAUGUACCAUGAAUGAAAUUCUACAGAAUUUUAACAUUAAAAGUCUUGUGGCUUUCCCCUAAUAGACAGCCUUUUAACACUUCCCCAGCCAGAGUAUUAUUAUUAUUAUUAAGUUGGUCUUUCAAGAACCCAGAAUAUUUAAUGUCUUGAAUAUAUGAACACUGACUACAUCAAAAUAAAGAACAAAUCUUCUGUUUUCAUACACACACAAAGAAAUAUUCUAUCUUCUUCCAUUCCUUAAUCAACACCUGAAUUCGUGCAUUUUCAACAAAACGUACUUUCUGACAAAAAGUGGGGAAAAUCGGAUUUUCGUUUAAAAAAAAAGUCAUUUUAAAGAGCACGUUCCCUAUCUGAAUAAGUUGCCAAAUGUGUCUCUUGUUGCUUUUUUAAAUAUAAUGUCACUGAGGAGGUCUGUAAAAGCCACUAAAUAGUGAUAAAGUCGACAAGUUAAUAGUCCACUCUUCCUGUUACCCUGGGAUCGUCUUGUUUGUUUGGUUUUGGACAUGGAAAUGUUGUUCCGUUGCACAGCGUCAGCAGUACAGUACUGUACAGUAACAGCACCUGUACAGUGAAAACACCAAUUUAUGAAAAAUAUCGUCAAUGGCAAGGAAACGUGUUGUAAAUGACAGAAAAGUGUUAAUGUAAAAAAGUCGCUAACACAGCUACAUUGCCAAAAUAAGUCCAAUAGACAACAGUCAGAUAGGUUGAAAACAAAACCUCAGCUUCGUCAAACCUGGAUGAAACAAUGAAAGCAAGCAGUUAAAUUUUUUACUUAAACUGUUGUAAAGGUCCAUCACAGUUUACAGCGCAGUUGUUCUUUUGUACUUGUGGUUUUUCUCUGCAGUUUGUGGUUAUUUGAGAUGUUACAGGAGUGCUGACUUUCAGUUUGACCUCCAAAUAAAGUGGUUGAGAUCAUUUGGAAAAA